CAACCCACACUCCCACCCAACCUCUCCCCUCCCUCCUUGUACAGAGGGAGAGCACAAAAAAAAAUCCUACCAGGGAGAAAGGAAGCAAGAAGAAGAGAGAGACAGAGAGAUACCAGCAGCAAGAGGCAGCCACAAGCCCCAUUUGUCUCCGGGUCUGCAACUGGUGGGCUUGUCUACCUUGAAGAGACUCUAGUAGACCCCUUUUUUCUUGCAGAGAGUGUCUCCCAAGAUAAGAGUGUAUGCAUGUGUCUGGCCAUGUCCUAUCCUCAGGGCUACUUGUAUCAACCAUCUGCUUCAUUGGCUCUGUACUCCUGCCCUGCAUACAGCACCAGUGUCAUCUCUGGACCCAGGACAGAUGAGUUGGGAAGGUCUUCUUCUGGGUCAGCCUUCUCACCUUAUGCUGGAUCUACAGCCUUCACAGCUACUUCUGCUGGCUUCAACUCUCCCCUCCAGUACAGUGGAGACCCAGCUGCUGCCUUCACUUCUUACGUGGGUUCUCCCUAUGACCACAGUACAAGCAUGGCAGGUUCUUUAGGUUAUCAUCCAUAUGCUGCUCCUCUGGGAUCUUAUCCUUAUGGCGAUCCAGCUUACAGGAAAAAUGCUACCAGGGAUGCUACCGCCACUUUAAAGGCCUGGCUCAAUGAGCACAGGAAGAACCCUUACCCCACCAAGGGGGAGAAGAUUAUGCUGGCCAUUAUCACUAAGAUGACCCUCACCCAAGUGUCCACCUGGUUUGCCAAUGCAAGGAGGAGGCUUAAAAAGGAGAAUAAGAUGACCUGGACUCCCAGGAAUAGGAGUGAGGAUGAGGAAGAAGAGGAGAACAUCGAUCUGGAGAAAAAUGAUGAAGAUGAGACUCAGAAAGUAGAGGAAAAGGGGGACACAGAUGUAGAGCCAGUGAAGAGGAGUCCACUGGAGGAUGAGCCAGAUCUUUCAGAACAUGAGAACCUACAGGUUAAAGAGCUGGUCUCAGUCAGGAGUGACUCUGAGGGGGAAGACAGUCAUGAUUUGAUUUCUAAAAUUUCUACUCCAAGCUCACCUCCAACAAUUUGUCAAGCAGGCCAGGCCCAACAGACGCAAGAAGAGCAGACUGUACCCAAUCAUCUUCAUCAUCAUCACCACCACCAUCAUCUUCAGCACCAGCAACAGACAACCCAACAUCAUCUUCACCACCACCACCACCAACAGCACCCAAUAGACCUGGUGCAUAGGAAUACCACAGUCCACCAUGGCCUAGCCACCAGCAAUGUCACCUCAGUGAUUCACUCACCUCCAGCUUCCACCUCAAAGCCAAAACUGUGGUCCUUGGCGGAAAUAGCCACCUCCUCAGACAAGACUAAAGAAAGCAGUGAAGUAGGCCCAGGGUCAACCACAGCCCAGCCCAUGGCUGCUCCAACUUCUUCACCAUCCAGAUCCCCCUCAGCUGCUUGUCAUUUCCCUAACAAUGCAGUUUUAUCCAGACCCCUUUACUACAGCACCCCAUUUUACCCUGGCUACACGAACUAUGGCUCCUUUGGGCACAUCCACCAUGGACCCAGCAGCACCCCAUCAGUCAACAGCAACCCACACUUCAAUGGAUUAACCCAGACUGUCCUAAACAGAGCUGAAGCUCUGGCCAAAGAGUGCAAACUUAGAAACCAGUCUCAAGUAGACCUUUGCAAAGACUCCACUUAUGAAAUGAAGAAAGGUAUGUCUAGCCUUUAAUUGUGGCUUCUCUUCAAGCCCUGGGACUUCCUCUUAUUUAUUAAUGCCUUGUCAUUUCACCAGAUCCCAUCCAGAAUAUUAAUAAUUCAAAGAAUACAAAAUCUGUCAGGCCAGUGCAGGAUCAACUUCCAUCCCCCAACCCCCCUACAAGGAGAACAACCCCCAUUAUUUGUAUCAGUCUGAACCUGUAUAUUUAAUGUAGCAAUUUUUUUUUUUUGUAUUUAAAUGGAUCAUCCCUAUCUUUCCAGUAAAUUAUGGAAUCCGAUUGGUUGUACAGUCAUGGAUGCUGGUUUUUUCUUUCUU
Bufo gargarizans (Asiatic toad) is the source of this 2004-nucleotide messenger RNA. It is a transcript of the gene IRX5, whose product is annotated as iroquois homeobox 5. The transcript has 3 exons. The coding region runs from base 244 to 1701 and encodes 485 amino acids. Gene Ontology annotation, molecular function: RNA polymerase II cis-regulatory region sequence-specific DNA binding; DNA-binding transcription factor activity, RNA polymerase II-specific. Gene Ontology annotation, cellular component: nucleus. Gene Ontology annotation, biological process: neuron differentiation; regulation of transcription by RNA polymerase II; cell development. Lineage: Eukaryota; Metazoa; Chordata; Amphibia; Anura; Bufonidae. The record is from RefSeq and is a predicted model, not a curated record.